CAAAUAUAGCAUUAGAGCGUCUUAAAGCAGUGAAGCACUAAUUGCAUCAGCGACCCCUCGCUGUAAGACAGAGGGGGGCAGGGAGAGAAUGAGCAUAUGAAUGGGGAUAAAGAUGUUAUGGAGUGGCCAGGCUGGGCUCAAGACGGGGGGAGGGGGUGUUUUGUUGCUCGUGUUUUCUAGACGAUAGAGUCCUCUCUCGGUCGCUGCUGCGGAGCCCGUACAGCUUCGGUUCCCGGCCAUGUUCAGCAGGGUGAAGAUCCUAUGGGCUGGACCGAAACCACCAUCCCCCCCGAAGACCGCGGACACCUCUACUGCUGCACGGGAGAAGAAGCCAGAGGAUAAGGAGAAUGAGGCUAAAAACGUGGGCACGUCUAAGGAGCCGGCUCCAGCCUCCAGCCCAGCCUCCCCACCAGCAUCAGCUCCACCUCCAGCCCCAACCCCUGCACCAGUCCAGGGUCCCGGCCCUACACCUUCACCAGCCCCAGCUCAAGCCCCUACACUUGCGCCAGCCCCAGUUCAAGGCCCUACACCUGCACCAGCCCCAGCUCAAGCCCCUACAGUUGCGCCAGCCCCAGCUCAAGGCCCUACACCUACGCCAGCUCCAGCUCCAGGCGCUACACCUGCAGGCGAACCUGGAAAAGAAGGGGAAGAAAUGCCUCCUCCUGAGCCCCGACCCGUCGUAAUCAACCAGUACUCAGACGAGCAGCUCCUGGCCAUCGUUAAGAAGAUGAGGGAGAGAACGGAGCACUACAAGGAGAAGGUGUUGGACCAGUAUGCUUCCUCCCCCGAGAUCACUCCGCCUGUUACACCGUUGCUCGGCAAGGACCGCUACGCCCGAGUGAUGGAGGAGAGGACGAGGCAGGCGGAGGAGGACCGCAUCGUGAAGGAGGAGGCGGACAAGAAGAAGAAAGAGGAACAGGAGCAGAAGAAGAAGGAGGCCGACCAGAAGAAGAAGGAGACGGAGGAGCAGAAGAAGGAGGAGAUGGCUGCGCUGGCGCUGGAGAAGCAGAAGAAGAAGAAGCUGGCCGAGGUGGCGUUCGCCUCGGUGGACGCCGUGCUGAGGCCAUUGGAGGAGGCCAUGGACUCUGUGCUGGGACACACCAUCGACCCCUUCACAGACCGGGUGUACAUCGCGUGGCUCAGCCUGGUGACGCUGGCCUUCAACUACAACAUCUGGUUCUCCACGGCCCGCCUCUGCUUCCCCUACCACACGGCCGAGGCCAUCCCCUACUGGUUCCUGCUGGACUCGCUGGCCGACCUGGUCUACCUGGUGGACUGCCUCCUCUUCCAGCCGCGCAAGCAGUUUGUCAAGGGCGGCGACGUCAUAAAAGACAGGCUGUUAACCAAGAAGAACUACAGGAACACUGAGCGCUUUAAGACUGACAUGAUGUGUCUCAUACCUUUUGAUCUUUUGUACAUGCAAUUUGGCUUCAAAUCCAUCUUCAGAGCAAAUCGCCUGCUAAAGGCAGAAACGUUCUUUGAGUUCAGUGAUCGUUUGGAGAGCCUGAUGACCAAAGCCUACAUCUGGAGAGUGAUUCGGACCAUUGGCUACCUUCUCUUCAUGCUCCACAUCAACGCAUGCUUCUACUACGUGGCUUCAGAUUACCAGGGCAUCGGCCAGACCAAGUGGGUCUACUCUGGCAAGGGGAGCGCGUACCUGCGUUGUUUCUACCACGCGGUCCGCAGUCUCAUCAACAUCGGGGGUCUUAGCGAGCCCCACACAGUCUUUGAGAUUACCUUUCAGAUGCUUAACUUUUUCAUCGGCGUCUUUGUAUUCUCCAGUCUGAUUGGCCAGAUGAGGGAUGUGAUCGGCGCUGCCACCACAGGACAGACCUACUUCCGGACCUCCAUGGACAACACCGUGUCCUACAUGGUGAACAACCACAUACCCGCUCUGGUGCAGAACCGCAUCCGUACCUGGUACACGUACACCUGGGACGCCCAGGGCAUGCUGGAUGAGUCCGAGCUGCUGGACAAGAUGCCCCUGGUAAUGAGAACUGCCAUCGCUGUGGACAUCAACUUGGCCACCUUCCAGAAGAUCGCUCUGUUUCAGGGCUGUGACCAGCAGAUGCUGUUGGACAUGUUGCUGAGGCUAAAAUCCAUCAUCUAUCUUCCGGGCGACUUCGUGGUGAAGAAGGGUGACAUCGGUAAAGAGAUGUACAUCAUCAAAAGUGGAGCGGUGCAGGUGGUGGGAGGACCGGACAACAGCAUAGUGUUUGUCACGCUGAAGGCCGGCUGUGUCUUUGGAGAAAUCAGUCUGCUGCAGUCUUCCAAAGAUGGCGGUAACCGGAGAACGGCUAACGUGAAAGCUCAGGGCUUUGCCAACCUCUUUGUCCUGGAGAAGAAGGAUCUGUUUGACAUCCUGGUGCACUACCCAGAGUCCCAGAAGGUGCUGGCCAGGAAGGGAAAGAAACUAAUGAAGGCCAAAGGUCCGGCGGCCAAGACAGAAGAACAGAAGAAGACGGGUCUGGCACUCUUCGGACCCAAACCCCCCACUCCCAAACUCCUGCGCGCUUUUGGUGGGAACUUCAACAAGCUACUAAAACUUAAGAACGCGGCUUCAUAACGUGGAAUCCGAGGCCAUAUGUUUUUUGUACUUUCUUAUUCUUUGUUGCUUUAAUGGAGGUGAAUGUACAGUGUGUUUUGAACCUUCCUGUCAUGAGUUUGCGUAGCUGUCUCUUAGUCUGGGUAAUUUGGUUGGUGUGAGAUAUUUGAAAGAGAUUCUACAAAUGUAAAUAUAUUCACUCGCUUGUGGGGAUGAUAUUUUGUUGUUAUAUUAUUAUUAUGUUAUACUCAUUUUAAAUAUAAAGUUGUAUUUGUCCUUUUCAUUGCCACCACUUUUUAUCAGUUUGCUAAUAAUACACAAUAAUACAGUGCCUAACAUAAGGAUGAUAUUUUAUAGUCAGGUCUCCAAAUGACAUGGCAAAACAUAACUGGAUGUGUGCUUUGCGUUGUCUGCAAUAACAUCUUUGUGAAUAAAUCUAUUAUCCUGCUAA
Messenger RNA from Gadus morhua (Atlantic cod), 2996 nucleotides. Its product is annotated as cyclic nucleotide-gated cation channel beta-3-like. The record is from RefSeq and is a predicted model, not a curated record. Gene Ontology annotation, cellular component: plasma membrane; photoreceptor outer segment; intracellular cyclic nucleotide activated cation channel complex. Gene Ontology annotation, biological process: monoatomic cation transmembrane transport. Gene Ontology annotation, molecular function: intracellularly cGMP-activated cation channel activity; intracellularly cAMP-activated cation channel activity; protein-containing complex binding. The transcript has 18 exons. NCBI's taxonomy places the organism in Eukaryota, Metazoa, Chordata, Actinopteri, Gadiformes, Gadidae. The coding region runs from base 239 to 2566 and encodes 775 amino acids.